Molecule: messenger RNA, 168 nt
Organism: Colletotrichum truncatum
Lineage: Eukaryota; Fungi; Ascomycota; Sordariomycetes; Glomerellales; Glomerellaceae
Source: RefSeq, a predicted model, not a curated record
AUGCUUUUACAAAAAGAAAUCUCAAACUCGAGAAUUUCUGCUACAUUUACUAUCAAAGUUAGAGACUUUUUUGAGUCAUAUCAAAGAGGCUGGGUUUGGAUGCAAUUAAGACUAUUAACUCUUACGUCAAGAAUACUUACCCGAAGAGGUAACCUAAAGUGCAUUUAA